CCUCAUUCUUGGCAGCCUAUCACGCCGAAAGAGGAGCUGCUGGUGUGGUACACCGUGCAAGACAACCCCGAGAUAACAGCUGCACUGGAGGAAGAAAGAUUCAGCACUCUGAGCAGGACUCCCGGGCCAACCGAGCCAGAAGAAAGCUGCUGGAGAGAGCCAGAGGAGCUGACUUGGCUGACUUGCAGAAAACAAGUGGAAACAAAUCUGUCAAGGCGAUGUGGGAUGGGGAGGAAGGUCUGAAGGAGGACGACGAGAGGUUAUUUCCACAAAAGCCCUCACAGGAACUCCAGAAAGCCUACCCCAUGGAAAUCAGUGACCAAACAGAUGUGCAGGACAUGUCAGCAGUCAUGAUGGAUGUGGGAAAAGGAGAGGAGGAAGAAGAAGAAGAAGAAGAGGAGGAGGAGGAGGAUGCGGAUUUUACUUCAACUGAAGCACAACAGCCCGACCAAGCUGUCAGAGGUGUCAAAAAAAGCCUGUCUCAGUCUUCCCUGCCUCUUGGGCAAGAACUUGAGGUUAACCCCGAUCUUGACCUCGAUCCAGACCCUGAUGGCGACUUCGAAGGGGACCCCCACGGAGGCUCGUUCCCCUGUCAACACUGUGAACGCCACUUCUCCACCAGGCAGGGUCUAGAGCGCCACAUACACAUCCAUGCCGUCACCAAUCAGCAAGCACAACUGUUCAAGUGCCGAUACUGUAGUAAGGCGUUUGGCUCACAGGUGGGCCGGCGGCGCCAUGAGAGGAGGCACGAGAGCGGCCUCAAGAAGCCGCUCGGCUCCUUUGCCGGUACACCGAAUUUGCUCAGUCCUUUCAUGCAAACUGAUGUGUUGAGCCCUGACUGCACCAGCCCAACAACUCACCAUGUAGCCUCGCAGCUCACUGGAGGAGCUGUUCACAGCUCUGAAAUGCCGAGGAGGGAAUCAGGCUCACAUGUUGACCGUCCCUUCAGUUUAGAUGAAAAUGGCGACUCCAAAGAGCUCCACCCAUGCAAGUACUGUAACAAAGCAUUUGGCACGCACACCAACAUGCGGCGGCACCAACGCAGGAUACACGAACGACACUUGCUGCCGAAGGGUGUUCGACGGAAAGGUAUGCUGCUGCAGGAGGCAUCGACGCAGCCACAACCCAAUGAGUCGCCGAAUACCAGCCCGGCCCUUGUAUAUGUGCCCAGCGCCGACACGGAAGACGAGGCAGACCGGGAUGAUUACGCGGUGGACAUAUCUAAAAACAUCUCUGAGAAUUUGAGUUUCUUCAUUGACGGCAAGAUUGUGUCGACCAGCACGGUGAGCAGCUGUGAGGUCAUCGAAGUGGACACCAGAUCUGCCGCCCUGUUGGGUCUGGACACGGUCAUCAUCAGCCCCAGUCAGCUCAGUCAGGCCCUGAAGGUGGAGGCUCGAGCCAGCACUGCAAAGCAGGUGUCAAACAUCUGCCAGUCAUCAUCCAAAAGAAGAACAUCCACGCCUCCUCUUGUUCCCAGCCUCAAAGUAGAGACGGAAACGCCGUCUUUCACAGCCUCUUCAUCAUCCAUGACAUCGUCCUCUCCUAACUUGCUAGUGGGUGGGCUUCUGCAGCCCACGGAUUCAUCUGGCUUUCAAAGGGAGAAAACAGUUUAUCUGUCACCUAAACUCAAGCAGCUCCUUCAGACACAAGACGUCCAAAAAUCCACUAUCACGCUGAUAUCCGAAAGCCACAGGCUGGCGUCCUCGCUGUCUGUCACACCGCUGCAAGGUUCCUCUGGUCGGUUUAAAAGGAGAACAGCCUCACCACCGUCGUCCCCACAGCUCAGCCCAGCAUUUAAAGCAGAGAACUGCAAGCCAGAGGCAGCAAGCUCGUACACCCUGAAGGUGCCAAAGCUCGAAAGUCUCAGCGUCUCCCCUCUUGGUAACCAUUUGGACAAGGAUGAUGCUGGAGCCCUGAGCCCCUCUGGAAGUAACCUUCUAGUCCAAAACUCCUCCAGCAGCGGAGGCAACGCUUGCAAUCAACAACCCUUGGACCUGUCCAGCACUGUCAGUCGGCGAAGUGACAUCCCUAUCAAGGCUCAAAACGAUUCAGCGCUUGAUUUGAGUGUGCAUCGGAAGCAGAGCACUGCAGACCUGGACGUAAAGGGAAGUACAGCACCACAGUUGCUUGUCAAGAAGAGAAAGCCAAACACCAGCAUGCUUGAGAAGGUGCUGAUGAACGAGUAUGUCGGUUUGCCCUUGCCGACGGAGGAGGGACCCUCGCUCAUUACCAACCUCAGUCUUCAACCUCAUUCUCCUAAUGUUGCACCCGAGUCUGCCCACCCUUCUCCUCCAUCUUUGACCCCGGUCACCAUGAACCCGUCGUCACCCGGCACAUCCAGCGUGACCUCAACGACGCCGCCUCCCCCUGUACUACCCACGAUUCCAUCGCCGCCUGCCAUUGCAAACUCUCCCCUCGCUCAGCCCUCGGACUCAUCGGCACAGCGGCCUCUUCCUGUCCUGUCACCUAAAAUGUCCCCAAGGAUGUCUGAGCUCCCGUCAGAGGCAGAUGAGAGUUUGUUCACCGGUGAAAAUAAAGUUGAGGAAGAAAACGCCCUCUCUGAGACACUGGACUCCCUGAACACUCCACUCAAAGAUCCUCACCAUGCACCUCUUGAGCCUUCAUCAUUUGGUCUGUCCACUAAAGAAGACAUUUCUCCGCUGAUAGAUGAAACAAACCAAGACCUCAACUCAGGAAAUUCAAAGUCUUGGAGCGCUGACUUUGCUGCUCUCUCACCCCAGCCAGAAUCCUCAGCUUGCCCUCCUCCCAUGCUACAUGAUUCAGCCCCACCGCUGCCUCCGCAAAGCCCUCCUCAUGCUGAGAUAAAAGAGGAGCCUCAACAUUGCACAGAUGACGUCUCUGUCAUGAACCACGUGCCUCGGGAUGAAGUUGAACCUCCAACUCUUAAUAAGAUGUCCGAAAAAACCCCAGAGGCUGAACAGGUGGACUCUGCUUACAGCAAGACUUUUGUUUGUAAUGUCUGUGAGGGUCCCUUCAGCUCCAUGAAGGAGCUCAGUGGCCACAUCGGCCAGCAUGCUUCAGAUUGGCCCUUCAAGUGUGAGUUCUGCCUGCAGCUGUUUGGCGACGCUGCUGCCCUGCUCACUCACCGGACUACGCUACAUGGGGUGGGCACCAUCUUUGUGUGCUCUGUCUGUUCUAAGGAGUUUGCCUUCCUCUGCAACCUGCAGCAGCACCAAAAAGAUCUGCAUCCAAAUGAAGCAUGCACACAUACCUCCGUAGAGAGUGGCAAACUCAGGCCACAGAACUACACCGACCCAUCCAAAGCCAAAGAAGAAAUCGGCGCCUCCACACCAUCACAAGAGACUUCAAAAGAAGCUCCAGAACAGAAUGACUCUGUGAAGGAUGAGCCUGAUGUUAAUGGAAACCAAGCAGAUGACGGCCCAGAGGACCCCAACGAGGAGCUGUACACAACAAUAAAGAUCAUGGCCUCUCAGGGCGGGAAGCCCAAAGACCCAGAUGUCCGCCUUGGUCUCAAUCAACACUACCCCAGUUAUAAACCGCCCCCUUUUCCCUAUCACAGCCGCUCCCACGCCAGCUCUGUGGCCUCAGCAACUAACUUCACCACACACAACAUACCACAAACCUUCACCACGGCCAUCCGCUGCACCAAGUGCGGCAACAGCUUUGACAACAUGCCUGAGCUGCACAAGCAUAUUUUGGCCUGUGCCAAUGCGAGCGACAAGAAGCGCUACACUCCCAAGAAGAACCCUAUUCCCCUCAAGCUAAUAGUUGAGUCUCCCAAUGGAGUCGUGUCACCCUCAGCUACGGCUGCAGGCCACAGUGCCUUUCGAAGAAUGGGCCAGCCCAAGAGACUUAAUUUCAGUCAGGACGUAGGGAAAACAAAAAUGAGUGCCCUCAGUAAAAAGAAGAACCAGCUGGUCCAGAAGGCCAUUUCCCAAAAGAAUAAAACGGCCACCUCUGCAAAGAAGGCUGCUGUGAAGGUCGAGGAGGAACAAACUAACGUCUGUCCUCACUGCAGCCGGGAGUUCACAUAUCAAGCCAGUCUGAGUAAGCACAUGGCCGUCAGCUGCCCCAUGAAGCCUGUUGUGAAAAAGCCCAUGAAAAGACUCGCAGACAAGAAGAAAGAAGCUGCCUCAGAAAAAAAUAAGAAGAAGAAAGACGGUGAAGCAGCACCGAUUGAACCAGAGCUAAAACCCCUCGGAAAGACCAGAGCUCGUAGCACCGGUGCAGUAGAGCCUGAACACUCGCAGAUCAGCAAAGGCAAAACCACACUGAGCACACAAAAGAGACCUGCCUCACUACCAGAAGCAGCAGCGGUGGCGACCCCCACCAGCAAAAAAGCUAAGAAGGGCCAAGCUCAACCGUCAGUCCCCGACCCUCCCAAUGACACCGCACAAAGACCAGCCAUGAGGAUGCAGCGAAUGGGCAAAGAGGCACCACCCAAGAGACUGGCAGAGGCCAAGUCGCCACAGCAGCCCAAGAAAGAAGAGCGCUUCUCCCUGCGAACCAGAGAGAGGGUUGGAGGUCCCGUCACCAGGAGCUCGCAAAUGGCGGCCCCCUGUGCUGUGGGCAAAAGCGAGGACGCACCAACGACUGAGCUUAAAGACUCUCUGGAGGUGCUGAUGAAGUAAGCCAUGAUGACCUGGGAAUACAGACUCUGGGUUGUCCCACACUAAAAGAAAAAAAAAAAAGAACUCUGCCUUGCUGGACCGAAGGCGAGAGCUCUUAUUUUUUUUUCUUCCAUUUGUCAUAUGAACUAAACUGAGCCUGCAUUUUUAUUUUUUUUUUGCCAGCCUUGCAAAAAAAAACAACAACUGUAAAUGUCAGUAAGUUAAUAUAUAUGUAUACAAUGUGUCAUUACUUGACCCAAAACAGUAACAUUAGGGCUCUGUCAAAGCUGGUCUAUUGCAAAUGGCAAUCACGCAUCAGUUAGGGGAAUUCCUUGCAUUGUUAAUAUUCUAGUUCCUCCUCCGUUGGCUUGUUUAGUGUUUUCUUAUUUCUUCUGGAGUCUCCUAAUGCAUGUGUUGGGAAAAAAUAGAAUAAUCUAGAUUUUAUGACAAGUCUCUUCCAAUGGCCGCCGUUUGUUUUGCAGAAUAUGUAUGUUGGAUUCUGUAGUUAUUGUUAGAAAAUAACCUCUUGGCUUAUCAUUUGUGUUGGGAAAAGAAAUGUGGCAGUUGACUGCAACAAUUGGUCCUCAGGAAUUCUGUGUGCAAGUAUGAGUAUGUUUGUGUGUGUGUGUGUGUGUGUGUGUGUGUGUGUGUGUGUGUGCGCGUGUGCGUGAAUGGACACAACUAUUCCUCCAGUCUGGAUCACAAUGACAUCUCAUGUUUUUACUUGUUUUAUCUGACGUUAGCAAGCCAAUUCCAGUGGUUGAAAUGGACGGGGACUGGUCUUGUCUUAUAAUACUAUUCAUUGUGAAAAGAAGCAUCACUCGCACGUCCUUGCAGCACUUUAGAAAGGAACUGCCAAAAUGUGUAGCUGGAUCACUAAGAUUGGGGCCUCAUUAAAACCAUAGAAUGUAUUCAUUUAGUGUGUUUUGCUGUAAAUUGGACACUUUUAUCAUGUUAAAAUGCAUGAUUCAAACUUUUUUUGGGACCGAAGCGUACCAGUGUCUUGUGCCCCAGCUAUGACUUUUCUUUUUUCAGUGAAAUAUUUCUGCGAACAUCAUGUAUCAAAUGUGGAUGUCAGCCUCCCUCCAAACACAAACAUUAAUAACAGUGUUUCCCACACAUUCAUUUAUUUGUGGUGGUGCAUGUGGACUUAGACUUAGGAAGGAUUGGUGUUGCCAAUGUAGGCACUUUGUUGCUAUGUUUAGCGAGUAAUCAAACCUGUCUAGAUACUCUUUUUGCAAACCAAUUAUGCAAAUUGGACGAUUACGCCCGCCACUGCCACAAACAGAUCGCAAUCCUGUGGGAAACAGUUAUUAAUAAUUCUUCAAUUGGAAGAAUUGUAGCAUGUAAAAUGGGAGCGUAAAUUUGAGCAGAACAUGAAUGGAAGCAAAUUUAUAUUUCCACAAUAAAUCCCCCCACCACCAAAA
This is a messenger RNA of Dunckerocampus dactyliophorus (ringed pipefish), 6019 nucleotides long. It is a transcript of the gene prdm2b, whose product is annotated as PR domain containing 2, with ZNF domain b. The transcript has 4 exons. Lineage: Eukaryota; Metazoa; Chordata; Actinopteri; Syngnathiformes; Syngnathidae. The coding region runs from base 219 to 4613 and encodes 1464 amino acids. Gene Ontology annotation, cellular component: nucleus. The record is from RefSeq and is a predicted model, not a curated record.